Messenger RNA from Aspergillus neoniger CBS 115656, 1273 nucleotides. Its product is annotated as translation initiation factor eIF2 subunit beta. Gene Ontology annotation, cellular component: eukaryotic translation initiation factor 2 complex. The record is from RefSeq and is a predicted model, not a curated record. The transcript has 3 exons. NCBI's taxonomy places the organism in Eukaryota, Fungi, Ascomycota, Eurotiomycetes, Eurotiales, Aspergillaceae. Gene Ontology annotation, biological process: formation of translation preinitiation complex; formation of cytoplasmic translation initiation complex; translational initiation. Bases 209 to 1057 code for a protein of 282 amino acids. Gene Ontology annotation, molecular function: mRNA binding; translation initiation factor activity; translation initiation factor binding.
UUACCUGUUGUGCAACGCUCGGACGCGAUUUCUGCGGAUCGAGCUUCACACUGGUUGACCUUUCUUUAGUGUGUUCCAGCGCUUCUUUUUUGGGUUUUCUAUUUCGCCCCUCCCGCUAACGUGUGUUUGGGCUGGUCCGGAUUAGCAGGUUGAACCCGCUCCCCAAAAACAACGCAAGUCCGUCGCAUUCAGUGAAGGCGCUGUCAUUAUGGAUACCAACGGCGAAGUGACGGAGGCUGCUCCGGUUGUUGAGAAGCCGGUCGCUGAGACUGAGGACAAGGCCGUCGACGAAGUUACCGAACUCUUCAAGGGUCUUUCGAAAAAGAAGAAGAGCAAGAAGCCCAAGGACACCGAGGGCGGUGAUGACGAGACCCCCGCCGCCGACGGCGAGUUCGACCCCUCCGCUCUGAAGAAGAAGAAGAAGAAGCCGAAGAAGGUCGACGCAGGUGAUUUCGAGGCCAAGCUCGCCGAGGCCGGUGUUGCAGAGAAGGACGGUGCCGUCGCCGAGGAGAAGGAAGAGGUCGUCCCCGAGGGUGACCACGAAGCUGGAACCGGUAUCUGGGCUCACGACGCCGCGCAACCCAUCCCCUACUCGCUGCUUGUGUCCCGAUUCUUCUCCCUCAUUCAGAGCCACCACCCCGAUCUGUUGUCCAGCGGUACCAAGUCGUAUAAGAUCCCGCCGCCCCAGUGUCUGCGUGAAGGUAACCGUCGUACGAUUUUCGCCAACAUUGCCGAUAUCUGCAAGCGCAUGAAGCGGUCCGACGAUCACGUUAUGCAGUUCUUGUUCGCCGAAUUGGGUACCAGUGGUAGUGUCGACGGUAGCCGUCGUCUGGUUAUCAAGGGUCGUUUCCAGCAGAAGCAGAUUGAGAACGUCUUGAGAAGAUACAUCGUCGAAUACGUCACCUGCAAGACCUGCCGCAGUCCCGACACCGAGCUCAACAAGGGUGAGAACCGUCUAUACUUCGUCACCUGCAACUCUUGCGGUUCUCGUCGUUCCGUCGCCGCCAUCAAGACUGGUUUCCGUGGACAGGUCGGCCGCAGAAAGAGACAGGGUUAAAUGGGUUAAUGGAAUUCUUGUCAAAGGGGGAGAAGAAUCCAUGGAGGAAGCUACUACCAUGGUGUCUUCGGUGGUAUCUUCUGGCGCGGUUAUGAUUUGUUUCCCCCGCCUUUUUCGUAUACAAAGACUUCUUCUUUCUUUUUUUCCUUAUCCUUUUUGCAUUCCAUCUCUUAUGUGAACAUGUGGAUGAUGAACGUUGUGGGAUCAAUCGAUCCA